AUGCAAUCAGUUAGUAAUUGCCCCAUUGGGUUAGUUUCAAAAGAUACUAUAAACUCAGCUGCUACUUUUACAGGGUGGGUGGCAUGCCCAUGGAAAUACAUCAACGUUGUUGGGUCAGGUCGAUAUGUGAGCAAUAAGCCGGAUAAAAUUACCAGAUACGAUUUACUCAAGGCUGCACAUGACGCAGAAAUGCAGGAGCUGCUUACGGAAGGCGGUUUGAAAGGUAAAAGCAAGCGUAAGAAAAGGACGAAAGUGACACUGGAAACUAUAAGUGAAGAAAAUUCGUCGAAUGAAAGCAUUUGUUAA
This is a messenger RNA of Saccharomyces kudriavzevii IFO 1802, 306 nucleotides long. RefSeq names its product Cis1p (gene CIS1). NCBI's taxonomy places the organism in Eukaryota, Fungi, Ascomycota, Saccharomycetes, Saccharomycetales, Saccharomycetaceae. The transcript has a single exon. Bases 1 to 306 code for a protein of 101 amino acids. The record is from RefSeq and is a predicted model, not a curated record.